AUGUGAACUCGGAUUCUUUAGAAGUGACAAGAGGAACAGAUGUGUUUAGUUCCACAAGUUUUCACUAUCUUUUUUUUUUUAGUUUAUUUUUCAUCUGCUGCAAAUUGCGUUUGGAUCCCUGACUAACAGAUGCUGUAUAACAAUUAUACAAAAAAAGGGCUUUCCUUCUCUAUACAUAACCAUUGCCACAGACAUGCAGAGCUUGGAGGGUCUGAGUUGUAUGUGAUCCAAGGAGCCCUGAGAAUGGAGUUCCUGUAACAACUGCAAACAAAUUGUGGAGGAAAAAAUUGUAGCAUCUGUUUUUGAAGAACUUUUAGUGAUCGAGAUUCCCUCAGCUCCCUCAACAUUUACAAGGGAUUUACAACGAAAGUUCAUUUUCGCUGAAUCGAUGGAGAGAUCAUUGCAUUUCUUUUCCUGGGCUGUUAUUCUACUUUUGCAUCCCUGUGGAAAUCAGUCUUCGAUACAGGCUGUCGGCAAUUAUUCCAAGUCUUCAAAUCAUCCAGGUUUUCAGGUGUUGAAAUCAGCCUCACAUUAUUGGCCCUUGGAGAUGGUGAAUGGGAUUCAUGAGCUGCCAAAUAGCGGUGAUGGCAGAACAGGUCCUGACAGUGAAAGCGAUAUAACUGUCAGCAACUACAGCCUCACUGUGUUUCCUUACCAUAUCUCUUCUUCUGCUCAUUCCAAUGACUCUGCAUACUCUAACUCUUCUGCAAUUGUAGAUAUUGUGGAAGGGACAGUCAGCCAGGGUAUAUUCCUGAAUGAACACAGGGGAGACACUUUUCUUCAUUUUGGAAGUUCCAAAAACUCUUGUAUCAGUAAUCCAAGUAUAUGUGGCCCUGAAGGUGUAUCAUUUUCAUUUUUCUGGAAGAUCCAGAGCCAACAAGAUAAGAGGGAGCAGGAAAUAUAUACUACCCAUAACCAGCAAGAUCAGUCUCAAAACAGAGAACAGACACCACGGCAAACCCUAGCAUCUGGGAAUAAAGUAACAUCUAGUGGCUUUGAAGUUUACACAGACAAAAAUGAAGGUUAUGUGGGACUCUAUACACGAGAAAACCCAAAGCUGUGGAAGGCAAGCAUUAGCCCACCAGGACCAUAUUGGACACACAUCCUCUUCACCUGGACAUCAAAAGAAGGUUUAAAAAUAUAUAUGAAUGGAACUUUCAAUGCAAAUGAUUCCACGGGCCAGGUAUCUCUCAGUUAUGGAGAUAUGAAAGAAAGUUUAGUUCUUGGAACAAGUGGAGAUUCUUCCAAGCAGUAUGUGAAUGGAGCCUUUGAUGAAUUCAUCAUAUGGGAAAGAGCACUUACUCCUCAGGAAAUCUACCUGUACUUUACAGCUGCCACUGGUGAAGAAUCUCCUGUUACCUCAGCAGUUACACACAUUACCAGCACUUCCCUUCCUAUGGUGUCAACUGAUGCAUAUAAUCCUAUUAUAACUAACUUGACCAAAGAAGACUCACCAGUUGUUCUGAGUUACUUAGAGAUUAUGCCGCAUAUCUUGCCCAACAGAUCUUUAUCGAAAGAUAGCGCUGGCAACUUAACACAGGCUUUCUUAAAAACUGUGGAAGAAGUUCUGUUAUUACCCACUUGGUCAGAUGUAUCAUCAGUUAAUCCAGAUGUUGGAGGGCUCAUUGAAACUGUUGAUAAAGUGAUGGGGCAUAUGGUAAUCAACCUCUUGGAAAACCCAGCUGUCAUAGUAACACUGGAGGGCAAAUCAUCUGUAGCUGAUUAUUCAAUGGUUAAAGUGCCUCAAGCUUUGAGUUUGCCACAUUAUCGCUUCCCUUCAGAAGGACAAUCUUACAUCUCUGUACCAGGAGAAGCCUUUCACAGUAAAUAUCGAACCACCAUUGUUGGCUUGCUGUAUCACACAAUGCAUCACCACUACAGGAAGAUUAAACCUAGUGAUACCAAGAUUUCUGGAGCAGAUCUGCAUGAAGAAUACAUGUUUUCAGCUACCAGUUACCUUAUUUCUUUAAAAGUUGAGCCACCCCCCUACCUGUCCUCAAAUCUCUCCGGGUCUCCUCUUAUAACCAUUCAACUUACACACAUUCUGACUCGUCGCCUGUUCAUAGAAGCCAUUAACAGCAGUAACCAAGUCCACCUGUACUGUGCCUUUCUAGACUUCAGUUCUGGUACUGGUGUCUGGUCCAAUGAAGGAUGUAUCCGUGUUGAUGGGAACCUAAAUUACUCUGUCUGUCGGUGCAACCAUCUCACAAACUUUGCCAUCUUGAUGCAAGUGGUGCCUGUAAAGCUUUCCAAUUCCCACAAGGUGGCGCUGUCCUCCAUCAGUUACAUCGGUUGUUCCCUGUCCAUUUUCUGCCUGGCAAUUACACUGGUCACAUUUGCUAUACUGUCCUCUGUAAGCACAAUACGAAAUCAGCGAUAUCAUAUUCAUGCCAACCUGUCCUUUGCCAUUCUGGUUGCUCAGAUCCUGCUUCUCAUCAGCUUUCGUUUUGUGUCUGGGACGCUACCUUGCAAGAUCAUUGCCAUCCUUUUGCAUUUCUUCUUCUUAAGUGCUUUUGCCUGGAUGCUGGUGGAAGGGCUCCAUCUUUACAGCAUGGUGAUCAAGGUGUUUGGAUCGGAGGAGAGCAAGCAUCUCUAUUAUUAUGGAAUUGGAUGGGGUUCUGCGCUUGUGAUCUGCAUCGUGUCUGUGACAUCUGCCCUGGACAGUUAUGGAGAAGGUGGCAAUUGCUGGCUUUCUUUGGAGAAGGGGGCGAUCUGGGCAUUUGUAGCUCCUGCACUGUUUGUGAUAGUGGUCAAUAUUGGUAUCCUUGUUGCAGUAACCAGAAUUAUCUCCAGAAUUAGUGCUGAUAACUACAAAGUCCAUAGGGAUGCCAAUGCUGUCAAAUUAACAGCAAAAGCAGUAGCUGUCCUACUGCCAAUCCUUGGAAGCUCCUGGAUCUUUGGUGUUCUUGCCGUAAACGACCAAGCAAUUGUCUUUCAGUACCUGUUUGCCAUUUUCAACUCAUUGCAAGGCUUUUUUAUCUUCUUAUUUCACUGUCUACUGAAUUCCGAGGUAAGAGCCGCGUUCAAGCAUAAAACGAAGGUCUGGUCCCUCACAAGUAGCUCCAUUCGCAACAUCAAUGUGAAACCUUUCAACUCUGACAUAAUGAAUGGGAACAGAAUGAACACAUCUCCGACCAAGAUGAAUACGUGGGACAAAAGUAGCAACUCAGCCAAUCGGAUUGAUUUGUCUGCAGUCUGACCAGAAAAUUAUUCAACAGUCAUCAGUAAAAGUCUCUGGGCUCUGAAGGGAAACAUGUUUGGCAGAAUAUGUCUCACUCAUUGGUCCCAUUGAGUGUGAGAUAUGUCCCAUUGUUUGCUACCAGGGGCCAUAUUCAUGCAUCCAAAGCCACAAUGUUCAUGCAUAGGAAUUAUUUUGUGUUCCUAGUCUAAAACGUAAUUGUUUAUUUUUGUCAACAUAAUGUAUCACCACAGCAACACAACUCUCUAUAUGGUUUAGUUCUAACAAUAAGUGCCAAGACACUCUGGAUAUCAAUUUAAACUGAAAAGAAAAAUAAAUGUUGUACUUUGUAUUACACAACUUUGUAAAACCAAUCAUCGCAGAAUUACUUUCAUUAACUUCUUGGACUUUUACGAAAAAUAACUUUCUGCUUUCCUUGACACAUCCUCCACACACAUAACAGUACUUGGAUGGAUUUUGUAAUGAAAAAUCUUUCUUACAGCCAUCUGAGCUCUGCUGAAUAUCCCAUUCAUCCGUUUAUACUCGGAAACCCUCUCUGGUAGAGAGGUAAAGCAAUGAGAGAUCCUGAUGCAUAAAUAGGUAUUUUAGUUUUUAGUUUUUUUCUCUAAGAACUGUGAAUAAACUGGCACCAUGACAGACACCAUUAUCCAUUUUUGAUUUACCCUUUCCGGAGGACUGGGUGCAUUGUAGAGACACAAUAGCUCUUAUCUGCUGUGUGCAUUCUGAACCAGAGCUAUAGCUAAGAUAUAAAGGGAAUGGUAACAUGACCAUACAUUGAAAAAAAAAUGUUUAAACCUAGGAAAGAAAUUAUUUGUUCGCUUUAUAAAAGUGAACUGCAGCAGACCAAAGUAAAGCUUAGACUAAAUAAACACAAGUGUGUAGUUUUUGUUGUCUAUUUCCUUAUUUAUGUU
This is a messenger RNA of Pelobates fuscus (common spadefoot toad), 4110 nucleotides long. It is a transcript of the gene ADGRD1, whose product is annotated as adhesion G protein-coupled receptor D1. Gene Ontology annotation, cellular component: plasma membrane. The transcript has 26 exons. The record is from RefSeq and is a predicted model, not a curated record. Gene Ontology annotation, biological process: cell surface receptor signaling pathway; adenylate cyclase-activating G protein-coupled receptor signaling pathway. Lineage: Eukaryota; Metazoa; Chordata; Amphibia; Anura; Pelobatidae. Bases 389 to 3199 code for a protein of 936 amino acids. Gene Ontology annotation, molecular function: G protein-coupled receptor activity.